Molecule: messenger RNA, 1061 nt
Organism: Rosa chinensis
Lineage: Eukaryota; Viridiplantae; Streptophyta; Magnoliopsida; Rosales; Rosaceae
Exons: 2
Coding region: 463-1047 (194 amino acids)
Molecular function (GO): RNA-DNA hybrid ribonuclease activity; nucleic acid binding
Source: RefSeq, a predicted model, not a curated record
UUAGAAUAAAAGUUGACCAAAGUCAAUGGCAAAAAUUUCCUCUCUGCUAGGGUUUGGCAUCCUGGGCUUUUGGGCGGCAUUAGUGAUCAAAUGGCGAGAUCCAUGGCCGGGUUUCAGUCUAUUUCUUUAUGGGCAAUUUCGAUUUUCGACAAUAAACAAAGAUCUUGGAGGAUUUUACCUGUUCCGUCGGGAAGCAAAAGAGCGCAUCGUAAGGGAACAUAGGAAAUUUGGGGAUUUUUCGACCAACACCACCAUUGAUAGCGACUUGCACAUCGGCAGCUUCCGCAUCCGAUUCUAUCGGUGUCGUACUGAUACUACUAGACGGUAUUUUUCUGUGGCAAUCAUGGUUGGAUUCUCAAUUCCCUUUGAUUGGGUACAUCUUUUGAAAUCCAAUUGUUUCUCCUUCUGCAUCCUCAGGCCAGAAAUAAUCUCAUCUUCAGGAACAUACCUGCUAAUCCGAACAUGGUGGUGCAUGCUGCAGCUGCAGCUGAGAAUUCUUAUAGAGCUCACAAUCCUACUCACAUGAAGUGCCCUGUUGGCAACUAUAGGCUGAUCAGGUGGCUUCCCCCUCUGGAGAACAAAUUCGAACUUAAUUUUGAUGGCUCUGUGAAGCAUGAUGGGAUGGCUGUAGCUGGUUUUGUCAUUAGAAACCAUUCUGGCUCCCCGGUGGUGGCUGGAACUAGGAAGAUCGGCUCUACUGCUGUUCUUGUGGCGGAGUAUACCGUGCUCAAAGAUGGUCUCCUCCAUGCGUUGCAUCUCAACUGCUCUAACAUUCUAGUAGAGGGUGAUUCAAAGCUGGUGAUCGACUGUGUUAACAAGAUUAGUGACCCUCCUUGGAAAAUUCGUUCUCUUGUUCGUGACAUCCACCAAGACAUCUCUAGUAUGUUUGAGGAAAUCUCUUUCUAUCAUAUUCCUCAUGAAGCAAACCUUGUUGCUGACGCAAUUGCCUCCCUUGGUCAUCAAUCUCCGGAUGUGAUUAUAUGGCGAGACAAACUUCCUCUUUUAGCUUGCUCGGCUUUUAAUUUAACCAAUUUAAUUUUGGUGUAGUUAGAGGCUAUGUG